CGCCUCUUCGCUUCCAAGAUGACCAAGAAAAGAAGGAACAAUGGUCGUGCCAAAAAGGGCCGCGGCCACGUGCAGCCUAUUCGCUGUACCAACUGUGCCCGUUGCGUGCCCAAGGAUAAGGCUAUUAAGAAGUUCGUCAUUCGGAACAUCGUAGAGGCCGCAGCCAUCAGGGACAUUUCAGAAGCGAGUGUUUUCGACGCCUAUGUGCUUCCCAAGCUGUAUGUGAAACUGCAUUACUGCGUGAGUUGUGCCAUUCACAGCAAGGUAGUCAGGAAUCGUUCUCGGGAAGCCCGGAAGGACCGAACACCUCCACCCCGAUUUAGACCUGCUGGUGCUGCCCCACGACCUCCACCAAAGCCCAUGUAAGGAGCUAAGUCCUUAAAGACUAAAGAAAUACUGUUCCCUGGAAAGACAAUAAAGUGGAAAUUAUACUUUAAAAAAAAAAAA
Molecule: messenger RNA, 447 nt
Organism: Eubalaena glacialis (North Atlantic right whale)
Lineage: Eukaryota; Metazoa; Chordata; Mammalia; Artiodactyla; Balaenidae
Product: small ribosomal subunit protein eS26
Exons: 1
Coding region: 19-366 (115 amino acids)
Biological process (GO): translation
Cellular component (GO): cytosolic small ribosomal subunit; ribosome
Molecular function (GO): mRNA binding; structural constituent of ribosome
Source: RefSeq, a predicted model, not a curated record